AUGACAAUAAUCAAAUCGAAUACAUCAUUUCUAUAUAAUACAAAUGAUAAUUCAAAAAUAGUUUUCGAUUGUAUUGAUUCGCAUGUAAUUGAUGAUCGUGAUCCAAAUCAACAUGUUUUGUUUCGAACAAAUCAUCUAGUACCUUAUUGUCGACGUCCAUUAUCAAUUGAUCCUAUUAAUAAAAUACAAGGACAUAUAGAAAAUACAUACACAUUUAAAAGCUUAAUGUUACAAGGAAUUACGAGUGACGAUCUUUUUCAAUGGUCAGUAUCAAUUGAUAUGAUUGAACUAUAUUCUAUAUAUCUCAUUACAAAUGAUGCAAAAUUUGGUGAAUAUAUUUUUAAUAAUUGUUCAUCAUUAUGGUUUGGUUCGAAUUGUCAAUAUACAUUUAAUUUAAAUGUUUUUAUUGAAUCAUUUGGGGAUUUUGUAAAAUCUUCAUUCAAAGCUCGUAAAGAUUAUAUGGGAAAAGUUUUGAUACAUACUUGUUAUCCUCAUUUAUCUGGAUGUUAUCGUGGUCCUGAACCGAUGUGUUUAGAUUGGCGUGAAAUAUGCGAUGGAAAAAUCGAUUGUAUUGGAGAGAAAUUUGGUAUAGAUGAACAAUAUUGUAAUGAACUUGAACUAAAUGAAUGUAAAGAAGAUGAAUAUCGAUGUCAUAAUGGAGCACAAUGUAUUCCGCUUGAAUUCUUUCGUGAUAGUCGAACAAGUAAAGAUUGUUUGGAUGGAACAGAUGAAACUGAAAAUUUUCGUAUAUCGUCAUUUUCGAUUCCGGAAAAAUCUUUACAAUGUAUCGAUUCAAUGAUAUUCGCUUGUGAAGAAGGAACAUGUCGUCAACCACAUUUAUUUUCAUGUGGCGAUGGAACUUGCGUAAAAUCUAACUUUGGUUUUGAUCCUGUUAGUAUUAGACAAAGUAUUUGUAUAGGUACAAGUCGUAGUAUCUACUAUCUUCAAGCAAUUUUUAAAUCAGCCAAACAAUAUCCGGAUGAUUGUUAUCUUUUAUUAUUUUGUAAACUCGGUUUUUAUUACAUUCUCCAAAAUGAUGCAUACAAUAUAGAAGAUUGUUUACAUGCAGAUUGGUCAUCAAUAAACUGUACAUUAGAACACCUUUCAUUUCCUCUUGAACCUAUUUUACAUGGUUAUUUUCAACCGAUUUAUUUAACUAAAAGCUUGAUCGAAAGUGAUAAUGAUAAUGGAUGGCCAAUAUAUAUCUGUACUGAUCCAAGAUUAUGUUUAUAUUUGCCAAAAACAAUAAAUAAUAUCAAUGGUUUAAAUUGUCGUUCACCUCCAAUAUUAUCCUUCAACAAUCCGGGUUUGUCAUAUCAUUUGAGAAAAGAUGCUACGAUUUGUGAAUUAAUGGGAAAUAUUAAUGAAUAUCAAUCAAAUUCAUCAUUAUUUUAUUGUGAAAAAUCUCAUAAAUAUAUAUCAAAACAUCGUCUCAUUGAUGGUAUUCAAGAUUGUUAUUAUAAUGAAGAUGAACUUUAUAAAGAUAGUUGUUUAUUAAAUGAUACUCAACGUUUUAAAUGUACAUCAGAAACAAAAUGUUUAUCACCUAUAGGUAUUGGCCUUGAUCAACCUCAAUGCAAAAAUAGAGAAGAUGAAAAUUUUGACAAUCAAGAAAUAUUUAUAUAUUCACGUCUUUGUAAUGAUAUACAUGGUUUUGCAGAAUUAGUACCAGAAGAUGGUGAAACCGAUGAAACUAAUUGUGAAUGGUGGCCUUGUCUUACACCGUACACUCGAUGUGAUAAUAUUUUUCAAUGUGCUAAUGGUAUCGAUGAAUUAAAUUGUCCUAAUGUUAAUUGUAAUAUUAAUGAAUUUAAAUGUCAAAUUAUUAAUUCAUCUGAUAAUUAUUAUUGUAUUCCUCAAGAAUAUAUUUAUGAAGAACCAAUCGAUUGUAUUAAUCAUGAUUUUCAUUCUAAUCUCUGGCGAAAAAUAUUUUAUUCAAAUAAUUUGACGUUUAAUAUUAAUAAAAAAUAUAUAUCAUGGAAAGAAAAGACUUGUUUAACAAAAAAUGAUAUUUGUAAUAAUUCAUUGACUAAUGAUCAACAAUUAAUAUGUAAUAUUGUUGAAAAAGAAAAUAUUCGUAUUAACCCUAAAUUCUUAAUAAAUUUGUAUAAUAAUGAAACAUUCUGUCGCAUGGUAGAUCAUGAUGCUGUCUAUAACAGUGGUCUUUAUUAUUUUUCUACAUGGAAUUUGGGAUAUUUACCAUCGAUAAUAAAUGAAACAUUAUCAUCAUCUCAACAAUCUAUUAAUAUUAAACCAAAAAAAUCUCUUCAAAUCAAUACCAGUAUUGAAUUAAUUGAAUAUUGUAAUCGUGGAAUUGUUCUAUUCGAAGGUAAAUCUUAUGAAAAGAAAUGUUUAUGUCCACCUAAUUAUUACGGUGAUCGAUGUCAAUGGCAAAAUCAACGUAUUAGUUUAACAUUUCAAAUACUUACAUUAGGUACACUUGAAAAUAAACUUUCUAUUUAUGACAUAUUUAUUUAUUUAAUUGACGAUCAAAAUCAAAUAAUACAUAAUUAUGAAAAAAUAAAUUAUUUUCCAACAAUAGAUGGUACUACAAAAUAUAAUCGUUAUUUACUUUAUCCUGAUCAACCAAAAAAUCCUAAUUAUACAUAUUCAAUACGUAUUGAUAUUUAUGAAAAAUUAAUAUUAAAUUAUUAUGGAAGUUGGUAUUUAUUUAUUCCAUUUUCAUUUUUACCAGUUAAUCGUAUUGCAACACAAAUUCGUAUUCCAUCAGAAAAAUCUCAAUCAUUAAAAAAAUGUUCAAUUCAAUGUGGAAACCAUGGACAAUGUUUUAAAUAUAUUAAUUCACCCAAAGAAUUUUGUCAUUGUGAUCAAGGUUAUUCUGGUCGAUUUUGUCAUUUAACAUAUCAACACUCAUGUUCACCAGAUUCAAUUCCUUUAAAUUCAUCAAUUUGUUUAUGUCCAUUAAAUAAAUUUGGUUCAAAAUGUUAUUUACAACAUAAGUAUUGUCGAUUUAAUAAUAACCCAUGUCAAAAUAAUGGUCUAUGUACUCCUAUGAAUUAUCAUAUAAACCAUAAUGAUUUUAUUUGUUUAUGUCCUGAACAUUUUACUGGAUCUUAUUGUGAAUAUCAAUCAAGUAAAAUUAAUAUUUAUUUUAAAAUCAAUUCAAUUCCACAAUUAAUCUUUGCUCAUUAUAUUAUUUCACAUCAUGAUAAAAAACAUGAAAGAAUAACAAUGAUUAAAAAAAUUCCAUCUGAUCGAAAUUCAAUUGAAUUAUCUUAUAAAACUCCAUUUAAUUUAUUAUUUAUUGAAUUUGAAAAUAAUUAUUAUCUUACUGUAGUACGAGAAAAAUCAAUUCAAUAUGAACAUAUUUCUACUGAUAUAAAUGUAGAUAAUAAGUGUGAAAAUAUAACGAAAUUCUUAAAUUCAACAGUACUUAAUUAUAAAAAUCUUCGUCGAUUAAAAUAUUAUCAAUUACCAUGUGUAGAAAAUGCAAAAUUAAAAUGUUUUUAUGAUAAUGCAUACAUGUGUGUUUGUGAUAACUCACGAUAUUCAAAUUGUUUUGACUUUACUCAUAAUAUGUUUUAUAAUUGUCAAGGUUAUAAUUAUUGUGAAAAUAAUGGCAGAUGUUUUCAAGAUAGUACAACUUAUCCAACAACUUCAAUAUGCAUGUGUGAACAAUGUUAUUAUGGAAAUAAAUGUCAAUUUAGUACUAUAGGUUUUAGUAAAUCACUUGAUGUUAUAUUUGGAUAUCAUAUAAAACCAUUUAUUUCAUUUACAAAACAAUCCAAUGCAGUGAAAAUGACUGCAUCGAUAACAAUUAUAAUGUUAAUAUUUGGUAUUAUUAAUGGAGUAUUAUCAAUAUUAACUUUUAAAAAAGAAUCAUUACUUAAAGCAGGUCGUGGAAUAUAUUUAUUAACAAAUUCAGUUAUAUCAAUAUUAACAAUAAUUAUAUUUACAAUUAAAUAUUUUCAACUGAUUGUUUUUCAUAUGAAACUUAUAACAAAUAUAUCAUUUAUUCAUGUUAAUUGUCUAUUAACCAGGGGCGUAAGUCAGGUUUUUGGUGAUUGGUUAAUUGCAUGUGUUGCUAUUGAAAGAUCAUUAAAUGCUAUACAAGGAAUAUAUUUUAAUAAAUUAAAAAGUAAAUAUAUAGCUAAAUAUGUGAUAGGAAUAAUAUUUAUAUUAAUAAGCAUAUCUUAUAUUCAUGAUCCAAUAUCUCGUCGACUAUUUCAUGAUUAUGAUGAUGAACAAAGAAUAUGGUGUAUUCUACAAUAUUCAACAAAUUUAAAAAAAUAUGAUAAAUUUAUAAAUUUAUUUCAUGUUUUAACACCAUUUAUAAUUAAUAUUUUAUCUGCUAUAUGUAUUACGAUUCAAGUAUUUCGAGCACAUACAAAAACUAAGAAAUCGAAUUAUAAAAAACUUCUUUUUAUUCAAAUUAAACAAGAUAAAUAUCUUUUUAUAUCACCAUGUAUAUUGAUAUUAUUAUCUAUUCCUCGUUCGAUUAAUUCAUUUUUAUUUGGAUGUAUAGGAUCAACACGUAAUCCAUGGCUAUAUUUAACUGGAUAUUAUGUUUCAUUUAUGCCACCAUUACUUAUUAUUAUUUUACUUAUUUUACCUUCAAAAACAUACAAAAAGGAAUUACUUUCUAUUAUAAGAAAAAUAAAUUUUCUUUCAAAAUAA
Messenger RNA from Adineta steineri, 4638 nucleotides. The record is from the annotation of a GenBank genome assembly. NCBI's taxonomy places the organism in Eukaryota, Metazoa, Rotifera, Eurotatoria, Adinetida, Adinetidae.